Thlaspi arvense is the source of this 1778-nucleotide messenger RNA. The record is from the annotation of a GenBank genome assembly. NCBI's taxonomy places the organism in Eukaryota, Viridiplantae, Streptophyta, Magnoliopsida, Brassicales, Brassicaceae.
GGAAAGAAUAAGGAUUUAUCGGACAAAUCUAGAAAGUAAAGGGAAACAAAGGAGGGAAUGCAAAAAUGGAAAAAAUGUAAAUUGCGCUUCCUUCUUGCCCCACUUAAAAACCAGAGGCAAUACAUACACAGAGGGAAGAAGACGACAGCUUCCGCUGGUGGUUAGGUCGAGAAAAAUCCAGCGGCGCCAUUAAAACGCUGCGUUUUACCGUCACCUUCGUUUUCCUUCGCCUAAUUCUCCAAGUCAUUGUUUCUACUUUCCAUGUUGUCGACUCCAGAACGGUUCCUGCAGUUAAUGUCGCUCUCCCUAAACCCCUAGUCGCAUUUUCUUCUCGCUCUCUCUCUUUCUCCGUCCACUGAAAACCCUAAAUUGAAUCUUCUUCCGGUCCGAGAGAAAUGGAUCCUUGUCCUUUCAUCCGUCUUACGAUCGGGAAUCUAGCUCUGAAAGUUCCUUUAGCAGCGAAGACGACUAGCUCCGUCGUUCAUCCGUCGUCUUCCCCUUGCUUUUGUAAGAUCAAACUGAAAAAUUUCCCACCGCAGACCGCCGCCAUCCCGUACAUUCCCUUGGAGACCACACAGUUCCCGGAGAUCCAAACCCUAGCCGCCACGUUCCAUCUCAGCAGCUCCGAUAUUGAACGCCUAGCUUGCAGAUCCAUCUUCGCCUCGAAGCCGUGUCUUAAGAUCCUCAUCUACACCGGAAGAGCCGGCGCUGCGUGCGGUGUACACUCCGGCCGUCUCCUGGCCAAAGUCUCCGUACCAUUGGAUCUAGCUGGUACACAAUCGAAGCAGUGCGUCUUCCAUAACGGCUGGAUAUCGGUCGGAAAAGGAGCCGGGAAAGCGUCGUCGGCUCAGUUUCACCUGAAUGUGAAGGCGGAGCCUGAUCCUAGGUUCGUUUUCCAGUUCGACGGCGAACCGGAAUGUAGUCCUCAAGUCGUCCAGAUUCAAGGCAAUAUCCGGCAACCGGUGUUCACAUGCAAAUUCAGUUGCCGGCAAACCGGCGAUCGCACCAUGAGAUCAAGAUCAUUGCCGCCUGAGACAAGCGUUCCACGGAGCUGGCUAAACUCGUUCGGGAGCGAGAGAGAACGUCCCGGAAAAGAGCGAAAAGGAUGGUCCAUAACGGUCCACGACUUGUCCGGUUCGCCCGUGGCUAUGGCGUCUAUCGUCACGCCAUUUGUUGCAUCUCCGGGAACCGAUCGUGUGAGCCGCUCAAACCCCGGUUCUUGGCUCAUCCUCCGUCCCGGAGAUUGCACCUGGAAACCUUGGGGCCGGCUGGAGGCAUGGCGGGAACGCGGUGGAGCCACCGACGGGCUAGGCUACAGAUUCGAACUCAUCCCGGACGGAUCAAGCGGCGCCGGAAUCGUGCUUGCAGAAUCAACAAUUAGUUCUCACAGAGGUGGGAAGUUCUCAAUCGAAUUGGGGUCGUCGUCAUCGUCGCCAACAGGUGGCGUGAACAGGUCGAGAAGCCGUGGCGGUGGAAACGGCGGAGGUAGUGGGGGAGGAGCGUCGCCGGCGAAUAGUCCGAGAGGGAGCGGCGAUUAUGGAUACGGAUUGUGGCCGUGGAGCGUGUACAAAGGGUUUGUGAUGUCAGCGAGUGUGGAAGGUGAAGGCAAAUGUAGUAAGCCUUGUGUAGAGGUUAGUGUGCAGCACGUUAGCUGUAUGGAGGAUGCAGCUUCUUACGUGGCGCUAUCUGCAGCCAUUGACCUUAGUAUGGAUGCUUGCAGGUUGUUUAAUCAACGGAUGAGGAAAGAGCUUUGUCACCACGGUGAGUCAAUCGCCUGA